GGGUUCGGUUGUUGUGCCGCGGGGAGUCAGUCGGAGUGAACCAUCUCACUUUUUUUAAGCCUGUCUCUGUUGUCCACGUCCGCGCGCCGUCCUAGUCCUCACCGGCUGCGAUGAGUUGCGCGCCUCUGCGUUAGAAAACAGAAGAGAAACUUCAUAGAAAUGGCGGAGGGAGCCACGACUCUCAAAGGCUUGCGAGCCCAGAUGGCUGCUGCUGCACAGGCACAAGCAGAGGAGCGGCGCAGCUUGUCAGGGAACAGCCCAGGACCUACAGCCAACACAGCAGCUAAACCUCAGGGGUGUAGGCCAGUCAUUGACGGAGCUUCGCUUCGAAUAGACGACCGACUGAGAGUGGCGAAGGAGAGGCGAGAGGAAGCAGAGAAACAGCAGGCGUUGCGAGAAUCUCAGAUCAUGGAGCGGGAGCGCAAAGCCAAGCUUCAGGUGGAGCGUCAGAUGGAGGAGCGUCAGAAAAAGGUCGAAGAACAGCGAAAGAAGGAGGAGCAGAAACGACUGGCUGUGGAGGAAAAGAGGAAGCAGAAGCAGGAAGAGGAAAAGGAGCACUAUGAGGCAGUGAUGAGGAGAACUUUGGAACGGAGCCAGCGAGUGGAGCAAAGGCAGAAAAGAUGGUCUUGGGGAGGACAGUCCCCAGAUUCAGACACUCAGCGAGGAGAUUCUGAUGCCAGGGCUUCAUCUCCAGUAACUAUAGUUAUCUCUCCUGCCUCGCCAGAAAAGCCACCAAGGAAUCGACAAGUGGACAAGCGUUCCACAUCCACCAUGAACCUGAAACAGCCGUCUGAGGCUGGUAUCAGCAAACGCCUUUCCUCCUCCUCUGCCACCCUCAUCAAAUCACCUGACAAACGUGUUAAGCCGAGGAGUUCCUCUUGUAACCGGUUGCCUAGCAAUGGCAACGCUGCUCAGGCCAGUAAGGAAGACGGCAAAAAGCAACCGACAGGCAGCUCCGUCAAGACGAGAAGUUCCUCCCUCACGCGAGUAAGUGUGGGCAGAGGACAAACCCCUGCCAAGCCUGAUAAGGGGACAACGGAUGAUCAAGCUCGCAGGCCACCGGUCAGUACUGUGGAAGGAGAGAUCCUUAGUCGCCUGCUCACCCCCACCCAGGCCUCACUAGCUAGGAGCAAGAGCGCCGCCGCCCUGUCCGCUGAAGGAACAAUUGCUCCAGAGUGUCACCUGUGUCCUCGCUCAGCCUCGGCCAGCCCCCUGCACCCACCGCGUGGUCCGGUGCGCAGCCGCAGCAUCGACCGACAAAAGAGCGGCAUGACCACGUCCGUGUCGGCCGACGGAGCCCUCGACCCUUCACUGAAAGAGAAACGGUUAUCAUCACCGGGUGGGCAACGUCCCGCCUCCCCUUCCUCUACGCUGGUGCGCAACCGCUCUCCGUCCCCGGCCCCCAAUCCAUCUCCAAAGAGGACCCCUUCGCCUGGAGCAGCCAAGUCCAGUUCCAAGAUGCGCCCACCAUCACCAGGUGGAAUGAAACAGCGCCCCCCAUCUCCACAGUCCACAUCUAACAAGCCCCCGCCCAUCCAGAAACCGUCUCUCACUCCGACUGGGCCGCCCAUGUUACGGAAAAGAGACUCCAAGUCUAAGGACAUGUUUCCUGUCCAAGCUACCACUCCACAGUCCUCCGAGCCCACCAAGACCAAAGAGAAAGAGGACGCAAAGGCCACGGCGGGCACUAACUCAGCUGCCGAGGCUGCCAAGAUCCUGGCGGAAAACCGAAGACUGAUGCGAGAGCAGAAGGAGAAAGAGGAGCAGCUGAGGGUGCAGAAGGAGGAGGAGGAGAAGUUGAGGAAAGAAGAAGAGAAGCGUUUAGCCGAGGAGGCCCGACUGAAACGUCUGGAGGAAGAGAAGAAGCUCGCGGAGGAAAGGAAAAUGAAAGAAGAGGAAGACGCUCGUUUGGCAGAGGAGGAGAAGGUGAGGCUGGCAGAAGUGGAAGCGCUGAAACAAGCCGAACUCCAGAAGGAGCGGGAGGAGGCUGAGGCCAAGGCCCAGGAGGAGGCGGAGAGAGUCCGCCAGGAGAGAGAUCGCAUAAUGCAGCAGAACCAGGAGGAGCGAAUGCAGAGAAAGAAGAGAAUUGAAGAGAUAAUGAAGAGAACCAGAAAAGGGGAUCAAGGCGACUUAAAGAGAGACGACGAUAAGCAGGACAUUGAGGAUGAUGGAGAGGACCCGAUAAACUGUGAAGCUGCAGACAAUUGUGACGAAGCAGACAUGGUGGCAUACAGAGAGGAAUGUGAUCUGUCCUCCGGCGACCCCGCGGUGGCACAGGAGGAGUCUUUGGGCAGCGUGAACGGCAAAUCAGAGACGGACGACAAGGAGAAUAACAACGGCACGAGUCCAGACGACAGUCAGGCAGGAAGUCCAACUCCCAAAGAGCGUCUCGUGGAGGGUUCCGAGUUCGUGAACGAGCACGAUUCCUCCAAGGUGGGUUUGGUCUCGAGCCUCAACGGGAAAUCCACCCAGUGGAGCUUCGAGGAGCUCAUCGACGUCAACGCCCACCCGAAGACCCGGCCCCUCAUCGAGGCCGAGGACUGUAAUCAAGUCUUGAUCAACUGUGACGGAAACUCCGACGGGACCAAAGUAGCCUUCGAAGACAAGGAAUCCCCCAUCAACGCACUGCAUCCCUCCAAUCAACCUUUAGAAGCCAUGUCAGAGAUUUGAUGCCGUGGCCGCCGCUGAGUAGCCUUCUACUGUUGCACUCCUGAAGUUCCUGUCCAGCUGAGCUCCUUAAAUCCUCUGUCAGUUCCAGACAGCUUCCUCCUCCUCCUCCUCCUCCUCCUCCUCCUCCUCCUCCUCUUCCUCAUGAGGUGAAGUGGAAAGACAACCCUGAGUGCACGCCACGCCGCGAGGAAACGACUAUAUUAAAGCUAUAAAAUGAAACAAUGUUAUACUUCAGGGAAAUUCAGCGUGUUCCUUCCGUGCGUUUGCUCACUCUCGGCCUCUUUCCUCUUUCUCUUCUGUUAACUUCCUUCUUCCAAUUUCGUGUCGAGUUUUGAUGAUGUUUUUUAAGAGUUUUUUCGUUGUCCGGAGUGCAUUGUUGUAAUUUAUUAAUUGUGGCUUCUUUGUUAAUGUAAUUAUUAUCAUACGUUUAGUAUUUUUCCUUCUCCUGUACGAGAAUAUUCCAGGACAGGUGCACAUUAGAAUGUGUGAAUUAUACAUCUUGUGAACUAAUGGAGGAAACAUUCUGCUUUGUCAGGAUUUUUUUUUUCCCCCCAGUGGGCAGAGCGUCGUUUGCAUGAUUCAUGGAAAAUUACUUGACUAGCUGCUUUUUGCAGCAUCCAGUAAUAUGGCCUUACCAUUUUUCUCUCUCCCAGCUUCUAAACAUCAAGUGCAAAUCUUCUAAAUUGGUCGUGCUGAGGCUCAUAAACGCACAGUUUUAACUUCCAGCCACGUGCUUUCUCUGGGAGUUCUCUGCUCCUCUCACUCACUGCGCCUCAGCUUGUGUUUCCUUCUUUGGCCACAAGAGGGCUCACAAUACUCGGAGGCUGAAUCUGUUGUGAAUUCGCUCAUUCAGUGGUGUGACUCUGGUCAAGUUAGGUCUCGACGUCUGUACAUAGGGCUUGUGUUUACUAACAUGGUUGUGAUUUCCAUGAGUCUUGAGUUGGACUGAGUUUCAUUCCCAUAACUUCACUGAGAGCGUCUGCUCCGCUCAGCUGUUCAGGUAACACACACACUUAAAGCUGAACUCUAACACUCUCAUCGCUGCUUCUUAAGGGGACAGGCGUUUGUUACUGAACUUGAAUGUUAGGCUGUCUAGCUGUGGAAAUGUUGUGUGAUCUGGUUUUAGCGUGAAUAUCCAACCGUUGGUUUGCUGGUGUGACUUCCUCUUUAAUUCCUCUGACACACUUCACACUAGCUGCUACUUCUGAC
Salarias fasciatus (jewelled blenny) is the source of this 3879-nucleotide messenger RNA. RefSeq names its product MAP7 domain containing 3 (gene map7d3). The coding region runs from base 160 to 2670 and encodes 836 amino acids. Lineage: Eukaryota; Metazoa; Chordata; Actinopteri; Blenniiformes; Blenniidae. Gene Ontology annotation, cellular component: microtubule cytoskeleton. The transcript has 20 exons. The record is from RefSeq and is a predicted model, not a curated record. Gene Ontology annotation, biological process: microtubule cytoskeleton organization.